AUGGCAUCAGCAGCAAGUCCAGGUGGUGUUUAUCAAGGUGGUAAUGGAACAUCAAAUUCACGUACACGUGAUUUUGGUCUUAGAGCACAAAAAAAAAUAUUAGGACGUGUUGUUGCAAGUGGAGCUGGUAGAUCAUUAUUUAUUGACGAUGCAACAACAUCAUUACUUGAUAAUUUAACUAAACUCAUGGAACGUGUUGCUAAAACUCAUCCAAAUAUUGAUAAAAAACAACCAGAAAAAGUACUUAAAAAUAUUGUUAAAUUAUCAAUCAAGAUUGGAUUACUUCAUCGUAAUAAUAAACUUGGUCCAGAUGAUAAUAAAAAAAUAUCUGAAAUACGUACAAAUUUACGUGCAACAGCAAUGUCUGUUGUGUCAUUUCAUGAACUUGAUUUUAGUUUUGAUCGUUUAUUUUUAACAAAAUCACUUGAUCGUACUAGAUCAGCAAUUCAAGAUUUAAUAAAAUAUCAUUUAACUGAUAAAUCACAAGAACGUUGUGAUCAAAUAUUUAAUUUUUUAACAAAUCCUGAUUUUCUUGAUGCAAUAUUUCAUCAAGGAUCAGAACAUAAUGCUAAUCUUGGUUUACUUGUUGCUGAUAUUAACAAAGCACUAGAUGCUGGUCAUCUAUAA
Molecule: messenger RNA, 627 nt
Organism: Aphidius gifuensis
Lineage: Eukaryota; Metazoa; Arthropoda; Insecta; Hymenoptera; Braconidae
Gene: sigmar
Product: tumor necrosis factor alpha-induced protein 8-like protein
Exons: 2
Coding region: 1-627 (208 amino acids)
Biological process (GO): regulation of apoptotic process
Cellular component (GO): cytoplasm
Source: RefSeq, a predicted model, not a curated record